AUGGCUGCCCUCGAUCCGCAUGGUAGUGGCUAUGACGACUACGACGCCGCCUACGACGUCGAGGACGAAGGCGCCGAGCGCCGCCCCAUGACGGCCAUCAAGGGUGCUGGCUUCUCCUCAAGCAAAGGCCGCUCAAGCAACUUUGAUCCGAUGGCCACCGACAUCCCGGCGCCUCUGGAAAAGACCCAGGACACGAGCCCCGAGGCCAACAUUCGCAACCUUGAGGCCAAGGUCCAUGAUUUUUUGGAAGAAUCCUCAUUUGCAGUCAGCAAGCGCAAAUUUCAAGAGGUGCUGGUGCAGCUGGCCAACGUGUACCAGUUCUGUGAAAUGUAUACCGAGUCCAUCAACACACUCAUGGUUCUUGUCAAGAACAAAACUUUUGACCGAGCCGGUCGUCUCCGCGUCAACAUUGGUAACAUCUACUUUAAGCAGGGCAAGCACCUGCAGGCCGUCAAGCAGUAUCGCAUGUCCCUGGAUCAGAUUCCCUCAGAUCAGCAACAGCUCAAGAAUCGGGUACUCAAAAAUAUCGCCCAUUGCUUUGUCAAGAUGGGCCAGUACGCUGAUGCCAUGAAAACCUAUGAACAUGUGCUCGAGCAGACGCCUAUUCGUGUCCACGGCGAUAUGUGUGUGGUUCCUGCAACUCAUCGGUCCAUUGCGUGCGGCCGUGCCGAGCAGGAAAUGGAGGGUAUGGAGGAACGCGAACCGGGGAAUGACUUUCAAACGGCUUUCAACUGCAUUCUCUGCUACGUUGCCAUUGGCGAGCGGGAUCGCAUGAAGCGUGGCUUCAUCCGCAUGCUCUCGCUUCAGUUGGACGGCGAUCCCGAUGGCGAUAAGUAUCUCAACGUUCAGGAUGAUUCACAAGUGCAAAUGUUUCUCGAUGCCGUCAAGGACGACCAGCUGCGUGGCUUGGAGCGCCGUGCCAAGAAGCAUGCCGAGCGCUACCUGUUGUUGGCAGCGCGCUUGAUUGCCCCGCUGAUCGAGAGUGAUUUUGCCGAUGGGUUUGAUUGGUGCAUUGAGAAGAUCAAGGCCUCGGCCUUCAACCCACUGGCCAGCGAACUCGAGAUUCAUAAGGCGCUCUCCUAUCUCAAGGUCAAAGAAUUCAAAAAAGCCGUCAAGCUCCUCAAGGGCUUUGAGAAGAAGGAGUCGCACAUGCUCUCCACCGCCGCCACCAACUUGGCAUUCCUUUACGCCCUCGAAACCGACUACACGCAAGCCGAGGAAUAUGCUGAUCGCGCCAUUCAAGCCGACAAAUACAACCCCAACGCCAUGGUGAACAAGGGCAAUUGUUUGCUGGCACAAGAUAAACACGCCGAGGCCAUUGAGUUUUAUCACGAGGCCUUGGCUGUGGAUUCUGGCUGUUUUGAGGCCCUGUACAACCUGGGCUUGGCCCAUCGACGCCUCGGAGACCUUGACGAGGCAUUGGAUUGCUUUCUCAAGCUCGCCGACAUGCUGCCCGAGCAUGCCGAAGUUGUUUACCAAGUUGCUGCCGUCUAUGAAGAGCUCGAAGAUUUUGAUCAGUCAUGUGAAUGGUUCGAAACAUUGAUUGGCUUGGUGCGCACCGAUCCCAACGCACUUCGUCACUUUGGUGAGCUGUACGACAAACUGGAGGAUAAGUCGGAAGCCUUCAAGUAUCACUUUGAGGCGUUUCGCUACUUCCCGUCGGAUAUUGCCACAAUCUCAUGGUUUGGAUCCUACUACAUCGAGUCGCAAUUCAUUGAGAAAGCCAUUCAGUACUUUGAGCGCGCGGCUGAAGUACAGCCUGGACAGGUCAAGUGGCGCUUGAUGAUUGGCUCGUGCUAUCGGCGCACAGGCAACUAUCAGCAGGCACUUGAAGUGUACAAACGGACGCAUCGCCUCUUUCCGGACAAUGUUGAGUGCCUCAAGUUUCUUGUUCGCAUCUGCACAGACAUGGAUCUACCCGAGGCUCAGGAUUUCGCGGUGGCCUUGAAGCGCGCUGAGCAAAUGACGGAGCGCAAGAGAAGCGCAACGACUCGCGCCAACAGCGGUCGUCGCACCCGCAGUGGCCGCACUCUCGGCCACUCUGCCUCCAAAGCCCGGGCCAGCAGCGGCACAAACUCGCUCAGUAGCUCGACCAAUGCCUUUCCAGCAGAUGCAGCAGCCGUGGAUGCACAUGAGGCAGAGGUAACGCCCAAGCCCCAGGCCCUUGAUGCGUCCUACAAGGACCCCAUUGGCCAAAUGCCAAACCGUCCCAAGACGGCCGCGCAACGCUCUCAGCCCCCUGAUGAGGAGAACUGGGAUGAUAUUGAUGACGACCUGCUCCCCGACUAG
Molecule: messenger RNA, 2289 nt
Organism: Monosiga brevicollis MX1
Lineage: Eukaryota; Choanoflagellata; Craspedida; Salpingoecidae
Exons: 9
Coding region: 1-2289 (762 amino acids)
Biological process (GO): intraciliary transport; non-motile cilium assembly
Cellular component (GO): non-motile cilium; ciliary basal body; ciliary base
Molecular function (GO): kinesin binding
Source: RefSeq, a predicted model, not a curated record